AUGUUUGACGCGGCCUCAUCAGCUCAGAACGCUCAGGGUAAUCCCUCACCUCAGUACCAGCAAGCCUACCUCUAUCAUCAGCAACAGCAACAGCAGCAGCAGGCUCAGCCGAUGAUGAGUACCAAGGCUACUGCUGGCAAUAGCAGUCCCAGCGAGGAAGCCACUACGUGUGCUCCCUCGGUCCACACUGAACCCUCCACACCGCCGAGCUCGUCUGCGGAUCCUCUCUCCCAGUUCGCCGCCACUGCUCCCGAAUACUCUGCCUAUGCUGCUCAGGCUGUGAGUAACUACGGCCGAGUUGGUCAUAAUGCCGCCAGCUAUGGUGGAUACGCUCCAGUUUAUAAUAACGGCCCUCAGUAUGACCAUACUUAUGCUGGUCAGAACGGCUCCUUCGGCAGCUACCCUGGUGCCUAUGGUGGAGCCUAUCCUGGCAUGUACAGCGGCUACUAUGGACAGUAUGAGGACCAGUUGGGAGCAAGCCUUAUCCCUAUCAACUGGCAGGACACUCAGCUCGUCGAACUGCGGAGAACUUCUAUGUUGAAGAUCCUCGUGUGCGGCUAUGACUCCUGA
Perkinsus marinus ATCC 50983 is the source of this 570-nucleotide messenger RNA. RefSeq lists its product as hypothetical. The record is from RefSeq and is a predicted model, not a curated record. The transcript is spliced from 2 exons. Lineage: Eukaryota; Perkinsozoa; Perkinsida; Perkinsidae. The coding region runs from base 1 to 570 and encodes 189 amino acids.